UAUGUCUGAAAACAAGAUGGCGGCCUGAGUGUGUGUGUUUUAGUGAGUGAGUGAGUGAGUGAGUGUAAACUGCUGUGUUGCUCUUAUGAAUAAUCAUUUAUCAUUAUUAUUAUUAUUAUAAUUACAAUACAGCUCGAGAUCUCAGGUGAGGAGUUCUGAAACUAUAAAAUGUCCGGCUCUCAGGUGGUGAUGGCGGAUGUAAUGACCGCAGACUCCUCUAACCUGAACCAAGAGACUGACCUCCAACCAGGAUCCCUGCAGGAGGAAAAGCAACCCAAGGAGGAACCUGGAGCAGAAAGCAAUAAAGAAGGAGAAGAAGGAGAAGAUUGUAGCAACUCUGAUAUCUACCGCUACAUCAAGGAUGAUCUGUUCACCUCAGAGAUCUUCAAGGUGCAGAUCCAGAACCUGCCCAGGUACAUCGGCUUCAACGACCUGAAGAAGUUCCUGAGCAAACAUGGGCUGAACCCACACAAGAUCAAGCUGAUGGGGAGGCAGUCCUUCGCCUUCGUCACCUUCAAAAACCAGGAGGACAGGGACAAGGCCAUGAAGCUGGUCCACGGCGUCCACUGGAAGGGGAAAGUCCUGAGUGUGCGAUUGGCCAAGCCUAAAGCUGACCCCCUCCUCAGGAAGCGUAAGCAGGACGGAGAGGCGGCGGACGGAGGACAGCCAGCACCCAAACGUCCAGCUGAGGGACGCGACGGUGGUGAGGACGAACCCCUCGGCGUCCAGCUCGCCAAUGUGGUCACGCCCCUGUGGCAGGUUCCGUACCCUGAGCAGCUCCAGAGGAAGGAGCAGGAGGUCGAGGCGGUCCUGCACACGCUCACCAGGGAAAUAGGGAACAGUAAUAAAGCCAUGCUGCCGUGGCUGUUUGUGCAGAAGGAGAAGAAUAAAGGUGUGUGUUGUCCUCUGGAGCCCAUCAAACCCUCACCUGUACAGACGGAGUACAGGAAUAAGUGUGAGUUUGUGAUCAGUGCCGGUGCGGACGGAGAGGAUAAGACGGUGGGGUUCCGCUUGGGGAAGUAUAAAGGAGGCUCAUGCGCUGUGGUCAGUCCCUCAGACACCAUCCACGUUCCUGAAGGAGCCAAACGCGUCGUCCUCGCCUUCCAGAACUACAUCCGGUCUACUCCGUAUGCUGUGUACAGUCCAGAGACAUAUGAAGGUCACUGGAGGCAGCUCACUGUCCGCACGAGCAGAACCAAUCAGAUCAUGGCUGUGGUCUUCUUCCAUCCACAGAAACUGGACGAGGACGAGACGGCGUCUCUGAAGGAGUCUCUGAGGAGCUAUUUCACAGACGGAGAGGGGAAGGACAGCGGGGUUACGUCUCUGCACUUCGUCAGGAUGGGACAGAGGACGUCUGCAGGGUCAGAGGAUUUGCCGUGUGAGCUGGUGGCCGGUGAGCCAUGGAUCCACGAGGAACUGCUCGGACUCAGCUUCCGCAUUUCUCCUCACUCCUUCUUCCAGACGAACACUCUAGCGGCAGAGGUGUUGUACUCGUCUGUAGGUGAGUGGGCGGAGCUGGACCAGGACACCACUUUGCUGGAUGUGUGCUGUGGAACAGGAACCAUCGGCAUCUCUCUGGCCAAGAGAGUCAGGAAGGUAAUAGGAAUUGAUUUGUGUCAGGAAGCCGUUAACGAUGCUAAAGUGAACGCUGAAGUUAAUGGUUUAACCAACGUGGAGUAUCACUGUGGUAAAGCGGAGGACGUUUUCCCCUCCAUACUGAACGCUGUGGUGUCUCCUAAUGUUACUGCCAUUGUAGAUCCUCCUCGAGCCGGACUGCAUUCCAGGGUGAUUUUGGCGAUCCGGAGGGCGGAGCAUCUGAAGCGUCUGGUUUACGUCACCUGUAACGCCAAAGCGGCCAUGAACAACUUCAUCGAUCUGUGCAGAGCGCCGUCUAACCGCGUUCACGGAGCGCCGUUCCGUCCGGUGCGAGCCAUGGCGGUGGACCUGUUCCCUCAGACCACACACUGUGAGACCGUCCUGCUGUUCCAGAGAGUUGACUACGGCUAACACUUUCUCUCAGCUCCUGCGGCUAGUCACCAUUUAUACAGUCAUAAUUAGCAUCUCGUUUCCACGUGUAACCUUUAUAACGAUUUAUUUUCUUGCUUCUGAACUCAAAAUGGACUGGAGAUGAUUGUGAUUAAUUUGGUAAAACUGAAGAACUUAUGUAAAAACAUAAUCCAGGUGUUUUUUCCCGGCACUUAGCCCCGCCCCAUGUCUUUUACUUGUAUUAACGUUUCACAGAAGGGGUUUGGAUCAUGUUCUUCAUUAUCAUUGGUCACGGCACCAGAGAGCGCCAGAGUUACGUACUGCCGCUUUAAUUUUCUUGUACAUUAAAAUGACAGAAAUAAAUAAAUAAAGGAGUAGAAACGUCUGGUUA
Molecule: messenger RNA, 2377 nt
Organism: Hemibagrus wyckioides
Lineage: Eukaryota; Metazoa; Chordata; Actinopteri; Siluriformes; Bagridae
Gene: trmt2a
Product: tRNA methyltransferase 2 homolog A
Exons: 13
Coding region: 169-2007 (612 amino acids)
Biological process (GO): RNA processing
Molecular function (GO): RNA binding; RNA methyltransferase activity
Source: RefSeq, a predicted model, not a curated record